UUUGUCUGUCCCGAGACUAUAUCCCUUGCCCCUAUCUCAGUGGCCAUGCCCACCAGCCAAGUGGCUAGACCAUCAACCUGACCUUCACACAAUACGCGCUCUGUUAGACAGCAAGUCCAAGUCAGCCAUCAUGAGGCUCCGCCAUUCGUUACUGCUGCCCAUCGGGCUCUGCCUCUUCCUCCUCGCGGUCGAUGCCGCCAUCACCAUGGGACUGGUGUCCUCCAUGGUCUCCUUCCUGCACCAUAACGGCCGCGGCCCCUUUGCCGUCGCACCCGCAGACGGAUCCCCGUUCCCACUCACCGGCUUGCCGGCAAAUCUAGUCGUUGACCAAGGCCACACGGCCAACGCAGCCGGCGGAACAGCCCUGAUCCUGAUCGGCUUCGGCGGGAGCAUCGCAUUGUGGCUGGAGCGACGGUCACGGAAGAAGUGGGACCGAUCCUCCCCGUUCUUCCACAUCUGGGCCGUCUUCGUCCUGCUCAGCUGGCUCCUCACCAUGGUCGCCCUCAUCUACACUUUCGUCGAGACGGCCAAGACGGGCGGCCAGGUCAUCGACCUCAGUGUCGCCCGCGCGAACCCGCCCCCGGCCAGGUACCCCGACGGCAGGUGGACGCCCGAGAACUGGUAUGCCGCCGUGCUGGACCUGCCGCUGGCGAGCGCGGCUCAGCGGAGGGUCAUCAAUGGCAACCUGACCAUCAUGCGGGCGUGGCGGUGGAACCUGGUCCCGCUGUUUAUCCUGGGGUUUAUACUGCUGAGUCUGGUGGUAGUGGAGUUGCUGAGGAUGCGGCGGAGGGAUGCGCAGCCUGUGUCGAUGGUCGAGGUGCUUGCUGGACCGUUCAAGCGGCCCAGCUCGCGAGGGGGGGUUGUACACUAGAAUGUCGAGGUUUCAGGGCGGCUGUCGCGCGAUUGCUUUCAGUUGAUUGCUUUCAGGAUACCAAGUCUGUUGUCUCGAGGGGCCAAACAUGUCUCAUCUCAUUCUAUAAUUCAAUAAUCACUGGUUGGAAGCUUUCAUCUACCGUGAUUUCUUAUCCCAUAUAUUUCUGGGACCCGCUAUCUACAU
This is a messenger RNA of Chaetomium fimeti, 1057 nucleotides long. RefSeq lists its product as uncharacterized. The transcript has 2 exons. Lineage: Eukaryota; Fungi; Ascomycota; Sordariomycetes; Sordariales; Chaetomiaceae. The coding region runs from base 131 to 871 and encodes 246 amino acids. The record is from RefSeq and is a predicted model, not a curated record.